Messenger RNA from Trichophyton verrucosum HKI 0517, 1542 nucleotides. RefSeq lists its product as uncharacterized. The record is from RefSeq and is a predicted model, not a curated record. Lineage: Eukaryota; Fungi; Ascomycota; Eurotiomycetes; Onygenales; Arthrodermataceae. The annotation marks the transcript as partial. Gene Ontology annotation, molecular function: NADP binding; flavin adenine dinucleotide binding; N,N-dimethylaniline monooxygenase activity. The transcript has 3 exons.
ACGUGUCUGGAGAACGGCGUCACAGAUGCCACCGUCUUCGAAGGGCGGGACGUCAUCGGCGGCCAGUGGAACUACGAGGACCCUGACCCUGAGACCGGGGAGACAGCCUCGUCCAUCUACGACAAUGUGACGCUCAAUUCGUGCCGUGAUACGUCCUCCUUCAGUGACUUCCCCAUUGACCCAGCCAGGUACCCUGAUUACUUCGGCCAUCGCCAGUUUCUGCAGUACAUACACGAGUAUGUCGAGCACUUUGGGCUGGCCGCGUACAUCAAGCUGCAGACAAAGGUCAUCUCCUGCAGGCAGCAGCAGCAGCAGCAGCAGCGGAAAACCGGCGAUAAUCCCGGCAAAUGGACCGUCGUCUACCAGCAACAAGGCCAUGGGCCCGUAGAGGCGGUGUUUGACGCCGUGCUUGCAUGUACCGGGACCCUGUCGAAGCCGAUGAUACCGGACUUUGCCGGCAGGGACAAGUUCCAGGGUGAGCUCUUCCACAGCCACACCUACCGCAAGCCGGCGAGGUUCGAGGGCAAGAGAGUCGCCAUCAUCGGGUUUGGCAAUUCAGCCGCCGACCUCUCUUCUGAAAUCAGCUCGGUGGCCAGUGAGGUGCAUUUGAUUACUCGCCGGGGCGGCUGGGUGAUUCCCCGGUACGUCCUCGGCAAACCCGCCGAGGCGUGGGACAGUCGACUAUUUGAGACAAUACUUCCCAAGUGGGCCUCGGAAUGGUGCCAGAUGAAGCUAUGCGAGGCCGUCGUAGGCUCGCUGCCGGAAGAGAUCAAGCCGCAGCAUUCGCUCUUCCAGGCCAAUCUGACUGUUCGAAGCGACCUGCUGGAGAACAUCCGGACAGGCCGUAUCACUGCCCACAGGGCUAGUAUUGACAGGAUAACAGAUUAUGGCAUCGUUCUAACCAAUGGGACGACCCUGGAAGUAGAUGUCAUCAUCUGCUGUACAGGUUAUGACAUCGACCUGCCGUACCUAUUGGACGAGUACUACCGGAUGCAGGAGAAGGAUAGCGUGCUACCAGCCAGAAACAGUCUUAACCUGUAUAAGCUCGUUGCCGCCCCAAGGUAUCCAAACCUCUUUUGUAUCGGUUACGUGCAUCUUGAGGGGCCGCUGGUCCCAGUUGCUGAGGCGCAGGCAAGAUGGGCGGUGGGUGCAAUUACGGGGAAAGUUACGCUGCCUUCCCCAGACGAGAUGGAGAGAUCGGUCUAUGCGUAUCAGGAGGAGCUGGCCUCUCGGAUGGUUUCUUCGGAUAGACACACCACAAUAGUCAAGUACUUGCCGUACUGCGAUGACCUGUUCAGUCAGCUGGACGCCGCCCCGACCUUCUGGCGUUUGUUCCAGCGGAUCUUCACUUCUAACCCAGUACAGGCUUACCAGGUGCUGAUAGCAGUGUACUUUGGCCUCAAUUCGCCUGCUCAGUACCGGCUCUUUGGCCAUGCAGGGAAGCCUGACCUGGCAGCUCAGAUACUUCUCAGGCUCUCCAAAGGGGAUAACAAGAUGACAGAAGAAGAAAAGGCGUAUAUCCAGAGCACAGCACAGGUCUGA